GAGUUGCCCCAGACGCUCUACUAUGGCGCUCGUAAAGUCGUCGUUUCAGGUGGGGACUUCAUAGCAUCCUGUUCUGUUUCGCUUUGGUGGGAAGUACAACCUGCGUUUCGCUACUCCUGGUUUGAAUUUUAAUUACAUUUACCUCCGGACCGGCCAUGACCGUGGAGCAGAAUGUCCUCCAGCAGCAUUCUCAGAAGCACCAGCAGACACUACUAAACCAGUUGAGAGAGGUUACUGGCACCACGGACAUUCAGCUGCUUCAGCAGGCCCUGCAGGUGAGCAAUGGAGACCUGGCUGAUGCUGUUGCCUUUCUGACAGAGAAAAAUGCCAAAGUUCCUCAGCAAGAAGAGACUACAUACUACCAGACAUCCCAGGUGGCAAGCGACAGAUAUAUCAGUGUUGGCAGCCAGGCAGACACAAAUGUAAUUGAUCUGACAGGGGAUGAUAAAGAUGACCUGCAAAGGGCUAUUGCCCUCAGCCUGGAGGAGUCCAACAGGGCUUUCAGGGAAACGGGCAUCACUGAUGAAGAACAAGCCAUCAGUAGGGUUUUGGAGGCCAGCAUAGCUGAGAACAAAGCAAGUCUAAAGCAUACUCACACAGAAGUGUGGAGCGAUUCACCCAACCCACAUGACAGAAAGAGGAUUGAUAACUGCUCAGUGGGUCUGAAAAAUGUUGGCAAUACCUGCUGGUUCAGUGCUGUCAUACAGUCUCUGUUCCAUUUACUGGAGUUCCAGAGACUGGUUCUGAACUACUCACCGCCUUCCCGAGUCCUUGACCUGCCUCGUAACCAGAAGCAAGAUGUGAGUGAGUUCACCCACAAGCUACUGGACUGGUUGGAGGAUGCCUUUCAGAUGAAGGCUGAAGAAGACAGCGUGGGAAAGAAGCCAAAGAACCCCAUGGUGGAGCUUUUUUAUGGGCGCUUUCUUGCUGUGGGUGUAUUAGAAGGUCAAAAAUUUGAGAACACUGAGAUGUUUGGACAGUAUCCCCUGCAGGUGAAUGGCUUCAAAGACCUCCAUGAAUGUCUUGAGGCUGCAAUGAUUGAGGGGGAGAUUGAGUCUCUGCACUCAGCUGAGAAUUCUGCCAGAUCUGGUCAAGAGCACUGGUUCACAGAACUGCCUCCAGUGUUGACCUUCGAGCUCUCACGGUUUGAGUUUAACCAAGCUCUCGGUCGACCUGAGAAGAUCCACAACAAGCUUGAGUUCUCCUCUAUGCUCUACAUGGACAGGUAUAUGGACAGAAACAGGGAAAUAACCAGAAUCAAGAGGGAGGAGAUCAGAAGGCUGAAAGAGCAUCUGACACUGCUCCAGCAGCGACUGGAGAGGUACCUGAGUUAUGGCUCAGGCCCCAAGAGGUUUCCUCUGGCCGAUGUCCUCCAGUAUGCCAUGGAGUUUGCCUCCAGCAAACCUGUUUGUACUUCACCAGUGGAAGAUAUUGACACAUCAGCACCACCUGGUGGCACAACAGGACAGCAGUUACCACCACCAAGCACAGCUGAGCAGGAUUCCUUACCUUCUGUAGAGAGUUCAGGCCCUGCCUCAACCCCCACUGCAGCCCUGCAGCAGAGAGUACCUGUUCAUAAGCCGUUUACUCAGUCCCGACUACCACCCGACCUUCCCAUGCACCCUGCCCCACGCCACAUCACUGAAGAAGAGCUAAGGGUGCUUGAGAGCUGCUUACAUCGCUGGAGGAGUGAGGUAGAGAACGACACCCUAGAUCUGCAAGGCAGUAUAACGCGAAUCCACAGAACUAUUGAUUUAAUGUACUCUGAUAAAUCUAUGAUGCAGGUUCCUUAUCGGCUUCAUGCAGUGCUGGUCCAUGAAGGCCAGGCCAAUGCAGGUCACUACUGGGCGUAUAUCUACAACCCCCAUCAGUGCUGCUGGAUGAAGUACAAUGACAUCUCCGUCACUAAGUCAUCCUGGGAGGAGCUGGUCAGGGACUCUUUUGGGGGCUACCGCAAUGCCAGUGCCUACUGUCUGAUGUACAUUAAUGACAAGAAGCCAUUCCUCAUUGAAGAGGAGUUUGAUAAAGAAACAGGUCAGGUUCUCAGCGGCAUGGACAAAUUGCCUCCAGACCUUAAGCAGUAUGUGAUGGAAGACAACGAGCUGUUUGACAAAGAGAUUGAGGAGUGGGACGCUAUGCAGGCCCGCAAGGCCCAGCAGGAGAAGCUCGCCCUAGCUUCAGCAGCUGCUGCUCUGACAGCAGUAUCCAGCACUUCAAUGUCGUCUUCAUCUCCACAACCCAUGAGUAUUGAGUCCAGUCCUCCAGACAAUGCAGCACCCCAGCAGGAUCCAGAGUACAUGGAGCAGCCAUCACCUACAAAUGACUUCAAACACCUGCAGGAGGACACUGAGAGGGCGAUCUGCAGAGCUGCUGCUGAACAGGAGGGGAGGAGCCCUGAAGCCUUGUUGAACGCUGCCAUCAAGUUGGAGUAUGCUCGUCUUCUGAGGUUUGCCCAAGAGGACACAUCACCUGAGAAUGACUACCGAUUACAGCAUGUUAUUGUCUAUUUCAUACAAAACGAGGCCCCGAAGAAAAUUCUGGAGAGAACACUGCUCACACAAUUUGCUGACAGAAACCUGGCCUUUGAUGAGAGAUGUAAGAGCAUUAUGAAUGUGGCACGUGCAAAACUGGGCCUGAUCAAGCCUGAGGAGAUCAACAUGGAUGAAUACGAGAUGUGGCAUCAGGACUACAGGAAUUUCCGUGAGAUGACUAUCUUCAUGGUGACUGGUUUGGAGCUCUUUCACAAGGCAAAUUAUGUGGAGGCCCUGAUCUAUCUCAUUUACUCAUACCAGUACAACAAGGAGCUUUUGUUGAAAGGACUGUACAGAGGGCACAGCGAGAAGCUUCUGGGUUAUUAUCGCAGAGAGUGUUUGCUGAAACUAAAUGAGCAAGCAGCUGCCAUGUUUGAGCUGGGAGAGGAGCCAGAGGUGACCUCAGGACUCAGCAUAAUGAAUGAGCUGGUGGUACCCUGCAUCCCUCUGCUGCUGGCUAAUGACAUGGAGAAGGAUUUGCUUGCAGUGGAGGACAUGAGGAACCGCUGGUGCUCCUACCUGGGUCAAGAGAUGGAAUCAAAUCUGCAAGAGAAGCUGACGGACUUCCUGCCCAGGUUACUGGACUGCUCCACAGAGAUCAAAAGCUUCCACGACCCCCCCAAACUGCCCAGCUACUCCACCCUGGAACUGUGCGAGCGAUUCAGCUGCAUCGUGGCUGCAAUCAGCAGGGUGCCAGCUGAAGAAAGAUGAGCUGUGAGGAGACGGCGUUCCUCAUGGCAGGCCCGACUCCAGGACUUCUCUUUAUGCUUGCCUUCCUCAUGAGUCCAGGACUCACCUGCUCCUCGCUCUUACUCCUGUUACUGCUACUCUUUUGCUGCUGUAGAUUUGAUCAUUGUGAAUAUUGUUUCACUCUUACACAAAA
Nematolebias whitei (Rio pearlfish) is the source of this 3414-nucleotide messenger RNA. It is a transcript of the gene usp25, whose product is annotated as ubiquitin specific peptidase 25. NCBI's taxonomy places the organism in Eukaryota, Metazoa, Chordata, Actinopteri, Cyprinodontiformes, Rivulidae. Gene Ontology annotation, molecular function: protein binding; cysteine-type endopeptidase activity; cysteine-type deubiquitinase activity. Gene Ontology annotation, biological process: protein deubiquitination; regulation of protein stability. Gene Ontology annotation, cellular component: nucleus; cytosol. The record is from RefSeq and is a predicted model, not a curated record.